This is a messenger RNA of Drosophila kikkawai, 1012 nucleotides long. RefSeq lists its product as uncharacterized. The record is from RefSeq and is a predicted model, not a curated record. Lineage: Eukaryota; Metazoa; Arthropoda; Insecta; Diptera; Drosophilidae.
AUGGGGAGAGUAUUGUUCAUUUGUCUGCUAGCUUUGUUUUUAAAGCAGUAUCACAGUGGAGCUGUGAUCUUCAAGAUGACGAAUGCGGUGUGCGAGUCCUACAACAAAUCCUGGGUGGAGUUUGGUCUUUGUCGCCUGCGAGCCGUGAGUCGCAAUAAGGUCUGCUUCAAUGUUAAUGCCACCCUGCUGCAUCCGGUCUACGACGUGGUUAUAAAAGCCCAAUUGAUGAAGAAAGCUAAUGGCUAUAAGCCAUGGUUGUAUAGUGUGAAUUUUGAUGGCUGCCAGUUUUUUAGGAGACGAAACAAUGCCUUAAUUCGCAUCGUUUGGGAACUGUUCCGGGAGUACUCGACCCUCAAUCACUCCUGUCCCUAUGUGGGUCUGCAGCAGGUUAAGGACUUUUAUUUGAGAUCCGAGAAGCUACCUACCCCAAUACCCACUGGGGAUUAUCUACUGAUGAUCGACUGGCUAUUUAACAAGAAGCCCCAAGCUGCCACAAAUGUUUACUUCACCUUUGUGGAGGAUCUAAGGAACAGUAAAUAAAUCAACUAAAUAAAUAUAGUAAAGUUCAUUUACAAUUCAAUUGGUUAAAUAUAGGAAACUUUUCAUUUUGUUGCAGUUAAAAAUAUUUAAUAAUAUCUGAUUUCAAAAUCCUUAGAUUUGAUCUAUAUAAUUUUGAUAUAUUUUCCUCCUACAAUAACUUUGAAAAUUAGAAGCAAAAAAAUCCCCAUAAUGUGUGGAAUUCAAUCACGCCUAAAAAUGUUCGAUUUCAUCCUCGGUUUGAACGACAAAAAUGUCUCUUAUCUGAGGAAUACAAAUGCGAUUAUUAAAUUUGUUUGCUUGUUUUGAGACCACCAGGAGAAGUUUCGUCGCGAGUGCAAAUCGUAAUCGAUUUGAACCCAACAAUCCAAAAAUAAUUACCAAUUACGCUAAUUUUAAAUUCGCAUUCCGUUUGCACAGCAAUAAACAAAAGCAAGGUUGCUAUCUGAACCAACAAAAAUAUAUCCAUUUAGCU